CGUGGCACGUGCGUUUCCGAACGGCACAAACACAUUCACAGAGCGAUUAGCUGACCUAUUGAUCUUCCCUAAUUUAACUGCAACGAUUUUGAUUCGAAAUCAUCAUCAGGGAGGUUUCAUGGUGUAGUGGUUAACACUCUGAACUUUGAAUCCGAAUUCGAUUCUCGUUGGAGCCCACUUUCCCGCCCCCGCAUUAUUUCUUUCGUGCUUUUUGUUCUGUUAAUCUAUCCCCGGGGCAAAGACAAAAAAUUCAAUUACAUUAAUGCCAGAUUAUAAAUCUGUAAAGGAACGGUUUAAGGCAAAAUCCCAAGGCACAAAUAAAUUUUUUAAUUGUAGACUGCGAAUUGUGUAACUGCGUAACCUACAUGGCACACAGACCAACAAUUAGGUCUGGUUGACGGAGAAUGAAAAAGUUCUGGGUAAAAGAGGCAUUUCCGAGAAAUAUGGAGCACAUGUUGCAUUAUUGUUGGGCCGCCAAUAUUCCUCUGUUUACAAUGUGCAGACGAAAAUCAGUUGUGCUGAGUGAUACGAGUUGGAAACAUGUAUAUACCCGAUCAUAUUUUACACUGCAUGUCCCAAAAUAAAAUCAACGAGUCAAGGAAUCAUGAGGGACCAUCUUUGGGGGAUCUCCUGACGGCACGUCCUUCGGGUCUUCUAGAACCCGAAACAUGGGCAAUCCUCUGUCAAGCUGUACAGGCCCUUCAAGAUUUAUUUUUAUCCGAUGGUGCUUCCGGCACGUCGUGCGUGCCACUGAUAUCCCCCUCGAGCUUGGUGAUAUCGCCGAGAGGUCGAGUGAAACUAUGCAACACCACGACGUUGACGAGUGGCCCGCCCCCGCAUUUGGCAGGAUACUUGGCGCCCGAAUACCGCCCCAACAGACAAUGCACGGACACGGAAGUUGAAAAGAUGUGGAUCUACUCACUAGGCGAGACGUUGAAAAGAGCAACCCUGACAAACCACGUAGCCACUUCUCGCCUGAGUAGUGAAUUGUGUCAAGUCCUUACGGAUAUGACGAAACUCCAUACGACGUCCAGGGCUUCCUUGAUGCAUCUCCUAGACAUUAUUUCGGAAUACUGCAGGAAGAAGCAGCAGAAUAGACCGUUCUCGCACAUCGUGAUGGAUCUACAUCAGGAAGCGAUGGCAGCUUUGGAAGUCGCAUUGGACACUCCGUGGGGACCUCCUGCCAUGCCAGAGCUAAGACCUAGGACAAGAAAUAGAUCUGAAUCGAACACAGACGCUUUCGGGACAAUUCCCAGGAGGUGGAUGGGCCUGACCAGGAGCACGGAAAACAACGCGCGUUCAACGAAAGAGGCGAGCACCAGCAUGGAAGAUCUGAGUCUGGUGCCCAUCAACAACGAGCCAGGAAACGUAGUUCGACCGAAAUCUAUGUGUGUGUCAGACGCGCGAUAUUUCACCGAGGAAAAUAAUCGUUUCCCCGUGCCGACCGCAAAUAUAUUUAGUGAGCUCGACGCCAACAGGGAAGUGAACGCGAACGUUAAUUACGUCGGCAGGGCGAACGGGGGUGGUACCGGUGGAGCGAAGUUGUCGCGACCAAUAAACGUGGGGCAGGGUGGCCAGGCACCUCGACUCCGGCCAAGAAGGAACCCAGUCCAGCGGGCGGCUUCGAGACUGUACAGGGCCGGUAUGGAAGUUCCAGCUAAAGUCACUGGUACGUCGGCGAGGGAAUGCGUCGGGCCCGAGUUCGUGGUACGUGCGGGUCUUGCGAACAAGCAGCUGACGAUGCCCGACUCCAAGGGCCAAAGGAAAACUGUUACUGUUAUCAUGUUGAAUGGUCAAAAAUUAAAUGUCUUGUGCAACCCCAGUUCGACGACAGCUGGUCAAUUGUUUGAGAUGAUAAUACAGAAAGAACACAUUGAAGAAAACUUCAUGCUUGGAUUGUCCGCUCUAAUUGCUGGGGACUUCGUAUUUUUACCAUCUGACACCAGAAUAUGUAAAGCCUCUCAGCCCGGAACCAGCCAGAACGUCACCCUUACACUCUUCAUGAGAGUCAGGUUCUUCCUUCCCAGUUUACGAGGAAUCCGUGGAAGCCAAGCCAGACAUUUACUGUAUCUUCAGUUGCGAAGAUCCAUUUUGGAGCAUCAGCUUCCUUGUUCCUUCACACAAUUAAUCGAACUAAACGGACUGGCCUUGCAAGCUGAAUUCGGGGAUUACAGUGAAAGAGAACAUGGAACCAGGGACUACUUUUUACUCGAGCAUUACGUUCCGGAAACUAUGUCGUGUGCAAUUGAUGACUCCAAACGGCUGCAAAAGGAAUUAAUAAAGGCACAUAUUAGUAAAAAAGGAUUGGACUGUGAAAAAGCUGAACAAGAUUUUAUUAUUGUUGCUCAGUCUUUACCCCAUUAUGGUGGACAUUUUUACACGGCAACUUGGAUGCUAAAGGACAAUAACCACAAGGAUAUUUGGCUUUAUAUUAGUUCACAAGGUAUUAAUUUGUACGAACGUGGCCCAUCCACAAGUAACUGCGGUCCUCAACUCUACGAAAAGUUUGAAUGGAGAAGCAUUCAAACUCUAUGUUAUAGCAAACACUAUUUAUGUAUUUUACCCCAUGCUUCAACAAUACAUGGUUCGAAGCUAAAGAAAUACAAAUUAAGAAUGGAUCACAAAAAGAGCUAUUUCACUUUCCGUCUUGCAUCUCUUCACCAUCAAUUCUUUCUUCGAUUAAGAACUGAGUAUACCUCACUUCAAAGUUUGUCACAGCAAUUUGGAAUUCCUCUCAAAGAUAUGAAGAAUGAAACAAAUUCCUUGUACAAAUUGGAAGCUCUUACAAAUCAUCACUACUGUACCAUUGACAACGUACGUGAUUACCCCGAGACGGAAUUUCAAAUAGAUUUAAGAAAAUCCACAAAGCUAAAUCCGUUGCAUAAAAGAUUACAGUAUAGAAGAAGAUCUAAGAGCGUCAAUGACUUUUCAAAACUUACAGAAAGAGACAAUAUAGACGAAGAGUAUCAGAAUGAAGAGAACGAGAAUCCGUUUCAGAAAUCACGUGCGGGUCUUGUUUUGGAUAGCAGUUACUUGUCAGGAAUGCCGGAGGACAAAAGGAAAUGCAAUAAAUUUAAUACAAAGGAUUUUGGUAAUAUGGGACCAAGAAUUUCAAGAUCCAUGGAAGCUGUCAAUAUGCCAGAUGAUAAUUACGAUUAUCUAGAGGAAAUGUCUCUACAAUCCGUUUCCCUUCAUUGCAGCUCGACAUCUAUAUCAAGAUCUCCAACAACCGAAUGCUUACCAACAAAUGAAGCGUACAUUCUAGAUUCGUCAAUAAAAUCAUCAUCACAACAGUACCUUCCAGAUUUCCAAGAAUCAUUAAGUGAAUCUCUUUUGUACAAAUUAAGCAACAUGUCGUUUGCAGAAGAAAGAAUGAUGUCCACUGUAGUCGUAGAGAGAGAUCCCAAAGGCAGUCUAGGAAUACAAAUCACUGAAGGCUCUGAUGGAAACGUAUACAUACAAUCCGUGAUUUUAGGUGGACCGGCACACUUAACUGGCAAUAUUUUGACUGGAGAUCAGGUUAUUGCUGUUGAUGGUCAGACUCUAAUAGGCAUUAAAUACGACGAUGCAUUAAACAUGUUAAAAAAUACUGGUCACCGAGUUGAAUUUAUUGUUUCUAGAAUUAUCCCUUCUAAAGGUGUCAAUACUCAUAACACUUUAAAUUUACGUGCUAGAAUGAAUCUAUCUAACAUAAACGAGUCUCACAUACAAAAUAUUAACAUGUCUAAAUUAAAUGAACUGCAGUUUUCUAAAGAAGGAAGUCCAGUUGAAAAACAUCUAACAGAGAGUUGUCAUGAUGUAUCUAACAUACAAAAACAUCCUCCAGUGAAAUGUGCCCAAGACGUAUCAUAUCAAAAACAUAUACGAUAUAGGUCUGAAAUAACAAAAAAACUGUCGCCAAAAUCCAUUAGGGAAAAUUUUAUUGUUAAUAAAAAUUUUUCUAAGUCAUGUACGCAUUUAUACUCCAAGGAAUCGGAUAGGGCAGUUGUAGUUGAAAUGAUUCCUAAGGAAAACGUAGAUUUAUCCAAUUUUCGAUCACUAGAUAGAAAAUUACUUAAACGAGAACAACCGAAUAGAAAUGACGAAAAUGGUAAUAACAAACCUAGUGUGCCGGCAAUUGCUCUACCUAGAUCUCUAGGUUUAAGUAGAAAAUGGAGAGGCCCCGUUCGAUAUCCCGUAACACCAAUUAAAAAGAGCAUCGAAGCUGCAGAUUCCGAUAGUAUUAUUACGUCCGAUGACGAGCAAGUUUUUAUUUAAAUUAUUUGAUAUAUAUUAUAUUCAUAAUUUAGAACUCAAAAAAGGGACUGUACAUUUUAUUUUUAAUUCAAACGUCAACUAAUUUAUUUUACUAUGUAUAUUUCGUAAUUUUCUGACGUUACAUUUUUAUUGCUGUUCGAAUAUGAUACAAAUCAUGUAUACUUUUUAAAUGCCUAAUUAAAAUAGAGCGUUUAGAAUAAUAUUAUCAUUGUGACUGCUAUAUUACUAAUGACAAUUAUGUUUGUAUAAAAAUGUAAAUAGUUUUUAAAGUUUAUAGUUUGGGAUUGAUUUAUGCUUUGAUAUAAAAUAGUCAAUAAAAUGUAACUGUUACUUCUUAAGGUGCACUUAAGAUUAUGUCAUAAACUCGUAUUAUGGUAUGUAAUAUGUAAAUGUGCAAUGUUUAAAAGGUAGAUUAUAUAUUUUGUUGAAAAUUAAGAUAUACUUUUUCAAUGUUUAUUGAUUAAUGACAAAAUAAACAUUUGUUAUUUAAAAUAUAAAGGCAUUUAAUCUAAAAGAAACGUUAGAAGUUUUUUUGAAAAAGUAUGUGAAACAUAUUUAAUUAUAUGUUUGUAAUGCAUAUGUAUAUUAAAAUUAUAUAAAUCCGAUAAUUUAUUAAAUAUCCGAUUUCUUUCUUAUGUUUGUUUUAGUUUCAAAAAACUGAUUAAUCAGAAGAACGUUUAUAGAAAUAAUGUUCUAGAUAUUAUUUAAAAAAGAUAACACGUAGACUUUUUAACUUGUGCCAAAGUAUCACACAAGUAUUAUUUAAAAAUAUUAACAAUUACAUAUUUAUAUAAAUACUGUGGUAUGUGUAGACAAAUAUUAAUUAUUGACAGUUUUUCAUUUUAUAUUUUUGGGCAUUUACUGAAAAGGUAUAUACAUAUAUCAUUAAUUAUUGUGAUUUAAGCAUUACUUAAUGUGAUACUAGAGAUAAUAUUAAAUUGGAAAUGAUUCUGAUGAUUUCAUACUAAUAUUUACAGACCAAUUACGAAAUAUUUCUGAAUAUUUCGUCAGUAUUGGAGCUUCCGUAGUUUUAUGUCAAGUGCCAAUUUGUUGUAAUUAUAUAUAAAGAAAUUACAAUUAUUGAUUUAUACUGUAUAUAUGAUUGAAAAUACUCAAGGUUUUCAGAGUUUUACCCACUUAAAUUAAAUUAUUAAUUAUAUAAAUAAUAUGUUUUAAUACAUUUUUGUUUAACUAUAAUUUGAAUACACAUAAUAUCUAUAAAUGUAUUAAUACAAUUAUUAUUAUUAUUAUUGAAAACCUUGUUUUAAAAGAAAAAGCUAAAUUAAGAUGUAAAUAGUAAAUAAAUCAAACUUUGUGUAAUACAUUAUACUAAAUGAAUAUCAAAGUGACAAGAUAAUAAACAGUGUCGAUAUUCACGAACAUGUGUGUAAUUAAUUCACUUGCAAUUUUAGGACGUGUUAGAAUGCUAUUAGUAGGGCCAAUGUAAAACUGUGCCUAAAGGUAAUUUUUUAACAGUCUGACUUAUUGUAACAAUAUACAUAAUAAUACUACACAUAUUAGACUUAGAAUAUAAAAUAUUGUACGAAAUGAAUAUGUUAGAAUAAAAAUAAAAUACAAGUGA
Aethina tumida (small hive beetle) is the source of this 5839-nucleotide messenger RNA. Its product is annotated as tyrosine-protein phosphatase non-receptor type 13. Bases 541 to 4257 code for a protein of 1238 amino acids. The record is from RefSeq and is a predicted model, not a curated record. The transcript has 12 exons. Gene Ontology annotation, molecular function: protein binding. Gene Ontology annotation, biological process: positive regulation of hippo signaling. Lineage: Eukaryota; Metazoa; Arthropoda; Insecta; Coleoptera; Nitidulidae. Gene Ontology annotation, cellular component: cytoplasmic side of apical plasma membrane; cytoskeleton.